Solea senegalensis (Senegalese sole) is the source of this 1649-nucleotide messenger RNA. RefSeq names its product VPS33B interacting protein, apical-basolateral polarity regulator, spe-39 homolog (gene vipas39). The transcript is spliced from 19 exons. NCBI's taxonomy places the organism in Eukaryota, Metazoa, Chordata, Actinopteri, Pleuronectiformes, Soleidae. Gene Ontology annotation, cellular component: cytoplasm. Gene Ontology annotation, biological process: intracellular protein transport; vacuolar transport. The coding region runs from base 92 to 1576 and encodes 494 amino acids. The record is from RefSeq and is a predicted model, not a curated record.
AGCUCCUACCCACGUCACUAUAUUUCCCAGCUGCCACCGCGCAGCCGGAAGCCGUUACAUUUCCGUCAAACAAGAAGAUCCAGCAGCGAAGAUGAUGAAGACGAGGACAGACGAAGAAGACUACUGGAACAGUUCCAAGUAUAAAGCGUUUACGUUUGACGACGAAGACGAUGAGCUCAGCAGGCUGCAGGAGUCGAAGCGGGCGGUGAACAGCAUCCGUGGCCUGGUGGACGACGAAGACAACGACGAAGACGACAUGGAGCGAGUCAGCUGGAGCGGCGAGCCCGUCGGCAGUAUCUCAUGGUCGGUCAAAGAGACGGCAGCGUCCAAUCAGAGGACAGACAGAGACCCCACCCCCUUCCCCAGAAUCAGCACAGAUGUAGCAAACGUUAGCAGGGGCCACUCAGGAUACUCACUCAGUUCUCUGUUUAAAGGAAAAAUGAAAGGAGGAAACUUUCAGUCCUUCACUGACUCCCUCACAGACUCAUCUGUCAGACUCUACGCUCCAGAACUUCGGAAACCAAAAUCUGAAUACAAGGACCUGGUCAGUGAUUGGUCGCCUGAGGAGACGGUUCACAGGAUGCAGCAGGGAAAGGUGGUGUCUCUGGAAAAGUUUCGUUCUCUUCACGACAAACUUCUUCUUCUGGAUUUUUCCGUCAGCGCUCACGAUGGAAACGUCAUCACUGCUAUCUUGAUUUAUCUGAAGAGGACUCUGAGUAAAGAGGUUUUGUUUCGGGAGCUCGAGUCCAGACAAACUGCUCUGAGACAUUUCAUCCAUUAUCUGACGGAGACCAGAGACCAGAAGCUGCUGCUGGACCUGCUCAGAUCUCUGGGCAGGACAGAGGACACAGUGCUACUGCAGUACAAAGAACACCUGAACAUCUCAGAUGCAAACAAGAGGCGGGACUUCCUGAAGAGCUGUGUCAGUCUUCCGUUCUCUGCUGACGACUUGGCUCAUGUUCAGGAUCACUUCACUCUGUUAGACAGACAAAUCAUCAUGGAGGCAACAGAUGGACAGAACGAGCGUGAAGGAAAGGUGGAAAUCUUCCAGAAGUUUCCACGAAAAGCACCGAUCCACAACAUGCCACUGAUCCCAACUCUGCACUACAGCUGCCUCUACCACUACAGUGAAGCCCAGCAGGAGACCUUCAGCAGUCCACUGAGCCUCCGUCACACUUUCAAGAUUUCAGAAAAGCAGUUCUUUGUGACGGCGUUGGCGGCGAGAGUGAAGCUGAAGGCGUGGUCAGACGUGGACGCGUUGUUCCGCAGCAGGAACUGGCUCGGCUUCACCCGGAAAAAAGCUCCGCUCGGCUUCCACCGUGUCGUCGACGUCCUGCACAAAAACGCCGCCCCCACGCAGGUGCUGCAGGAGUACGUGGCUCUGGUUGAUGACGCCGACCUGAGGAUUUCACUCGCUCACAAACACAAAUGUCACGACAUCGUCAUUAACACGUACCGGGACCUGAAGGACCGGCAGCUGUUGCUAGGAUACCGAGAGAAGGUGGAGAGCGGCUCAGCGGCUCAGAAGAAGAUCGACGAGCUUCUGGAAAACCCGCAAAUCCGCUGGAAAAACUGAUCACCAUGGCAACAGCACGGAUCAAUCACAGCCCUUUUUAUGUGAAGAUUAAAAACAUUAAAAACAUUAAAAA